AUGAAUGUCUUGAAAUUGCAAAAGAAGUUUCCUCAAUUGGAUCAAAGCGAAAUUUUCUCAAUUAUUGAGGAUUUCCGGAAUAUUGAUUUGGAGGAAAAGGGUUGGGCCGAAAAGAAGGAUAUCAUUAAUGCAGUUGCACUGAAGGGUGGAUCUACCUAUGACCACGUUCGUGAAACCCUCAAGUCAGUUGAUGUUGAUGCAUCUGGCCAUGUUGAGUUGGAUGAUUACGUCGAGUUAAUUGCAAAGUUGAAGGAAGUGGAUACGUCUCCAAAGCAGGCUCCUUUGACAAGUGGAAAACUGAAUGACUCGUCUGUGAACGACACAACUCAAUCACCAAACCGAAAAGCAGGAUCCCAUAAGACGUAUAUUAGUGGAAAGACAUCGGGUACAACACAUACGAUCAAUGAUGAGGAACGGACCGAAUUCACUAGGCACAUCAAUUCUGUGCUCGCCGACGACCCUAAUGUAGGCGACAGACUUCCGUUCGCUACAGACACCUUCCAGAUCUUUGAUGAAUGUCGUGAUGGGUUGGUUUUAUCGAAACUCAUCAACGACUCCGUUCCUGACACUAUUGACGCCCGUGUUCUUAACUUACCGGGUCAGAAGAAAAAGGCGCUCAACAAUUUCCAAAUGUCAGAAAAUGCAAACAUUGUGAUUAAUUCGGCCAAAGCCAUUGGAUGCGUGGUGGUAAAUGUCCAUUCAGAGGAUAUUAUCGAUGGUAAAGAGCACCUCAUUUUAGGUUUGAUUUGGCAGAUCAUUCGCCGCGGUUUGUUAUCUAAAGUGGAUAUCAAGUUCCAUCCAGAGCUUUACAGAUUGCUAGAAGAUGAUGAAUCAUUGGAGCAGUUUUUGAGGUUACCUCCUGAGCAAAUUUUAUUACGUUGGUUCAAUUUUCACUUGAAGAACGCUGGCUCUCAAAGACGGGUCACCAACUUUUCUAAGGAUAUCAGCGAUGGUGAAAACUACACUGUCCUUUUGAAUCAGUUACAACCUGACUAUUGUGACUUAUCACCUUUGAAUGAAUCGGAUUUGACUGAAAGGGCGGAGAAAAUCUUGGAUAGCGCUGACAGGAUUGGUGUCAGAAAGUAUUUAACUCCGAGGGCUCUUGUUCAGGGAAAUCCUAAGUUGAACUUAGCUUUUGUCGCACACUUGUUCAACACCUAUCCCGGCUUAGAUCCAAUUGAAGAAAGUGAAGCUCCCGAAAUUGAAGAGUUCGACGCUGAGGGAGAAAGAGAAGCGAGAGUUUUCACCUUAUGGUUGAAUUCAUUAGACGUUGACCCACCGAUCGUUUCUCUUUUUGAGGACUUGAAGGAUGGUUUGGUACUUUUGCAGGCGUUUGAUAAGGUCUUACCGGGAAGUGUCUCGUUCAAGCACAUCAACAAGAAACCGUCUAAUGGCUCCGAACUUUCUCGUUUCAAAGCUUUAGAAAACACAAACUACGGAGUUGAAAUUGGUAAGGCCAAUAAUUUCUCAUUAGUAGGAAUUGAAGGCUCCGAUAUUGUUGACGGUAACAAGUUGUUGACAUUGGGCUUGGUUUGGCAGUUGAUGAGACGCAACAUUGUUAACACGUUGUCUAGUCUUGGUAACGGCAAAAAUGUUAGUGAUUCAGACAUCUUGAGAUGGGCCAAUGCGCAAGUUUCUAAGGGUGGUAAGAGCUCUCAAAUUCGGUCCUUUAAAGAUUCGUCAUUAUCUAAUGGUGUUUUCUUGUUGGAUGUGCUUAACGGAAUCAAACCCGGGUAUGUCGACUACGAGUUGGUUUAUCAAGGUGAUGCCAUUAGCGAUGAAGAGAAGUACGCCAACGCUAGAUUGGCUAUAUCGAUAGCAAGGAAGCUUGGUGCUCUUAUUUGGCUAGUUCCGGAGGAUAUAAACGAGGUAAGAAGUCGUUUAAUUUUAUCCUUCGUUGGCAGCUUGAUGAAUGUCACGGAUUCAAAUUAA
Messenger RNA from Candidozyma haemuli, 1932 nucleotides. It is a transcript of the gene SAC6, whose product is annotated as fimbrin. Lineage: Eukaryota; Fungi; Ascomycota; Pichiomycetes; Serinales; Metschnikowiaceae. The transcript has a single exon. Gene Ontology annotation, cellular component: cytoplasm; actin filament; actin filament bundle. Gene Ontology annotation, biological process: actin filament network formation; actin filament bundle assembly. Gene Ontology annotation, molecular function: calcium ion binding; actin filament binding. The record is from RefSeq and is a predicted model, not a curated record. Bases 1 to 1932 code for a protein of 643 amino acids.